AUGGUAAGGCACCGAAGGGGUUUCAUAUCCCUUCAACGACAGGCUAUUCAGGCUAACCCUUCUACUUCCAGGGACCGUUUCCUCCUCUCCGGUCUCCCUCUAACUGUACCGCGGCGCCAACGCACUCGACACUACGACCAGCUUGUCGCCCUCCCGCUCCAUCAGCCCGAUAAAAACCCGUGCUUUCCUCAGCAUCACGAAGGAGCCGCCCUGGCUACGUCCCUCCUACUGCACCUAAGCUAUCUGCGACCGCCCCGACUACGUCCCUCCCACUGCACCCAAGCUGUGUGCGACCGCCCGGACGUUCAACCUUCCAUCGGGACCGGCUGCGCUGAAGAACAAGGACGUCCCUAUUCCUGGACUGUCGUCAAUGGGAGGGCCUCGAAAACGCGCGUACCGGCGCUGGGCGAAGCAACACGGGUGAAGAAACUCGAGGGCAGCGAGCGCUUCUUCCCUGUGGAGCUCGUCCUACUAUCCAUGGGCUUUUUGGGCCCGGAGGAGCUGGUUCUGGGCGACAUUGAGAAAGAUGCACGCUCCAACAUCAAGACCCCGCCUAGCAAGUACAGCACAAGCCUUCCGGGAGACUUUACUGCGGGAUAUUGCCGUCGCGGCCAGUCUCUAGCUGUCUGGGCAUUCAGCACCUCUGAAAUUCCCUCGCUCUUCUACUCCAUUGCUGGCAACUCCGACUCGCCCACGCCAGAACCUCAGCAUCGCGACGUCAUGGAGGAUCGCCCCGAACGCGGAACACGCAAGCCGCAGCGAUAUAUCGAAGAGGUUUCGAAGGACCGUGGCUGGCAUAUGUUCGGUGCGGACGGAUUGAAACCAAAGCGUCCUCCGAUUACCAUCAAAAGGGCAUGCAAGAAAAGGACUGGUGCUGGCGGUGGAGCGCAAAGGAGAGAAGCCGGUUGA
Messenger RNA from Mytilinidion resinicola, 909 nucleotides. RefSeq lists its product as uncharacterized. The transcript is spliced from 4 exons. Bases 1 to 909 code for a protein of 302 amino acids. NCBI's taxonomy places the organism in Eukaryota, Fungi, Ascomycota, Dothideomycetes, Mytilinidiales, Mytilinidiaceae. The record is from RefSeq and is a predicted model, not a curated record.